AAUCCGUGCGAUGUUUAGCGCGUUCGUUCCAUGUACCAUUCAUAUUUUUCCGACAGUCUGGCAGCGCACACACCGAGCACACACAGCUGCUCAAGCAAAAGCACCGUUAUACUGUAAAAAUGUCAUUUUCAGUAGCUAAUCGAGAAAAUGAGCUUGUGCUUACCACGCCGAAGCGCAAUGAACUGCUCAAGGAUGGUCCCCCCGUUCGCACCAGGUGUCAGGUUCUGGGCCGCGGUGCCUAUGGUACCGUGUUCAAGGCCAUUUAUCGCGAUCACUCCGUUGCGGUGAAGAUCAUCAAGGGACAGGCUGUCUCCACGCUGCACAAUGAGUCGCAUCUGCUGAACUUGGAACACAAGAACAUUGUGCGCCUCAUAAAAACAGAGUCCGCCGUUGCCUUUGGAAUGGUCAUAAUGGAGUGCCCAAAGGGGCAAUGCCUUCAGCAGAUACUGGAGACGCUGGCGUUGCCACUAUUCCACAGAGUGUUAAUCACGUUGGACAUUGUGGCUGCUCUGCGCUACUGCCAUUGGAACAAGCUGCUGCACCUGGACGUCAAACCAACCAAUAUUUUGGUAGCUCUGGGGCCACGACCCUCCAGCAUGGGUCAUCAUUCCUGCUACCAGCGCAGCUAUAUGUGCAAGCUGUGCGACUUUGGAUCGUCCAUUAAAAUUGGCGAGUACUGUGCCCGCCGGAGCCAGAACAAUGGCAGGGGCACCCUCAGGUACAUGUCUCCGGAAGCCCUGCGGUCGGACCCUCUGUCAGACGCAUCGGACAUCUACUCCUUGGCCAUCACCAUGUGGCAAAUGCAGUCGCGUCGAUUGCCCUAUCACACGCUCACCUGCAACGAGUCCAUCGCUUACCAAGUGGUCAAGCACGAGCUGCGGCCAGACAACUAUGAAAAGCUGAAGGCCCUAUCCGUCGACUACCCCAAGAGAGCACCUCUCGUCGGCUGUAACUGGCUGUACGUGAAUGAAAGCAGUUCUCAGGCGAUGUCGGGCGGCGACCUUUGCAGAAGGGCGAAUAUGCUGGCGUGCCGCAAUCUAAAUUUCGAAACAACGUGCAGCAGCAGUAGCCGUGAGAUAAAGAAGAAGCGCAGGCAGAACCGAUUAGCGCUGUAUUUUGAUAGUCCGGUGCCACACGCAAGCACCAGCACGUGCCUGGAGAGCUCUUACACGGAUCUGUACAGAAGCUGCUGGGUCAGCGUGCCAGAAUUCCGCACAAACUCUUUUCUGCUGAGGAACAAGCUGGAGCUCAUCUUGAGCAGAAGCUCACCCACCGGUCUGCUUUUAGAUGGCAGUGAUCGUGAUUGUGUUCGUUUGUAAUUUGUUUGAAUUUUAUGCUAUUGAUUAAUUGUAUUCUUAUUCAAUCUGUUGAUUGAUGGAUCAGUGUAUUAGAUUAAGGGCAGGAAACACACAGUUUUGGGUCAAAAUUUAUAUUUUGUAACUUCUUUUUUGUUUAUUUUUGUACUUGCUACGCUAAGAAAAUACAUUUAUAAUGUUUAUACGAGCUUAAAGUGA
This is a messenger RNA of Drosophila subobscura, 1514 nucleotides long. RefSeq names its product proto-oncogene serine/threonine-protein kinase mos (gene Mos). Lineage: Eukaryota; Metazoa; Arthropoda; Insecta; Diptera; Drosophilidae. Gene Ontology annotation, biological process: protein phosphorylation. Bases 120 to 1319 code for a protein of 399 amino acids. The transcript has 4 exons. The record is from RefSeq and is a predicted model, not a curated record. Gene Ontology annotation, molecular function: protein kinase activity; ATP binding.